Molecule: messenger RNA, 1998 nt
Organism: Seminavis robusta
Lineage: Eukaryota; Bacillariophyta; Bacillariophyceae; Naviculales; Naviculaceae
Source: the annotation of a GenBank genome assembly
AUGUCGUCAACUACUUCUUCCGAAAGCGAUAUGGGUGCAAAUAAAGCGCGCAGCAUUCGUCAUGCCUCACAGCGAAAAGCCUACCAUUUGACCGAGCAAGAGGAUGAUAAAUUUGUCAUUACAGAGACUCGCUUAGCAUAUGGGAAACAACGAACGUUUCCCAAUAAAUGGCAAGUACAAGUUUCCAAUCGACAGCCCCUUCAUACUUCUCAAAGACCUUCCAAAUCCAUUCUACGCCGCCGCCACCAAGCUACGGACGAUGCUGGUGUCGAUCAGCUUCAGGCCAGACUGGCCACCAUGAGUCUCCACAAGAACAAAGUUCGAUUCACCAAUCGCAAUGACCAGCGCUUCUACAUCAAAAUGAGCGAGAGUGUACAGCAAUUGGUCAAAAUGACAAACAAUAGCCACAAAGGCAAGAACUGUAAGAACGAUGCAACAACAUCUUCAGGAGAUUUUGUCUUGGUGGAAAUCUCAUCCUCGGAAGACGAAGAAGAUUGCAACACUACAACAACUAUCCAAGAGAUCACCGAGGCAGUUCAGACUGGUCAACCUGUCAAGGAAAUCCUUCAUCUACUCCAAGAUCAUCAGGAACUAGCAGCCUUGCAUCAUCAUCAGGACAACAAAACAACAGACAAUGACGACUGGCUCGCUACACUCUAUCGACAAGUCAAGAGUAAACUUCAACACGAUGGCGACGACAAGUGCAACGACCGCCACAACCUGGAACAAAUCAAAAAACUACUCAACAUUUACAAGACUGCAGAGAGUGUCAUUGCCUCCUCUCGAGCACUCAAACAAUGGAGUCGAUUCCAAGUUACCGUGGAAUCCAUAUCCAACUUGCAAACACUCUCGUCUCCUGAUGAUGCUUUGGUGGCUGAUAUGGUGUAUCGCAGCUCUUCUUCUUCCAACAAGCAACCAAAGCAGUCCAGUCAACCACUCGGGCCCACCACGGCCCUGGCCGACUUUAUCGAUGCCACUACUGGUCGCCAAAUACAAGGCUCGCCAGCACCCAAGUACUGCAUCAAUCACAACUUUGGAUUGACCGAGGAACGGCCAGAAUUGACCUUUACAGUGUCCUCCCAAGGAGAAGAAGGCGAUGCUACGACUCAACCAGUGGGACAUGUUCGUAUCCCCUGUGCUCUCUUUCGGUUCUUUUCCACACAACCAAAGGAAACGUACAGCCUGGAUCAAAGGCUUGUCCCGGUACAACAAUCAUCAUCCAAUCAGUCUUCCAGUAGUAGCAACAACAAUACUGUUCGUGUCAAGUUUGCCAUUCAAAAAGUGCCUCUCAAAAAGGACUUUUUGAACAAGAAGCGGGCAGAAGUGGCCGUCAACUUACAAAUGAUUGUGGAUUGGAUUCAUCGGUUCAAUCAGGAAAACAAGGAUAGUGCAGAACUUUCGUCUCAUAUUCUUUGUUCCAACAGCGGUCUCUCUCUGUUGCACGCCGCCAUUUUGGUGCAAGAUCGAUCUUGUGUCCAACAAAUCUUGGCAUUGGGGGCCAAUCCAUUCCACAACAACAGCACUGCUGGGUCUGCCAUGAACUUGGCAUUGAACAUGAUGGAUCGGUAUGAUCAUCGUCCUCAUGAUUCCUCGACAACCUCCAAUCAUCAGAAACUCUUUUGGGACAUGAUUCAAGAUUUGCAACAAUCCACAAUAAAUCGUAGCAGCAGUCAUCAUGCUAGUUCUGGCACGCCUUCGACUCAGCAGCAUUCCAAGGGCGAGGACGAUGGCACGGAGAAGGAAAAUCAUCGAGGCCGCCGCAAGUUGAAACUGGGACACCAUCAUGGACCACAUCAUCGUAGCAAAUCUUCCUCCAAGUCGCGCUCCAAGUCCAGAACGGACGGUGGCACGGAGAAGGAAAACCAGCGAGGCCGCAAGUUGAAACAGGGACAGCAGCAUGCACCACAGCAUCGUAGCAAGUCUUCCUCCAAGGUGCGCUCCAAGUCCAGAACAGGCAGUCGCCCCCUCACAGAUCGAAGAAGCAAAGCUGGACAAUGA